Ailuropoda melanoleuca (giant panda) is the source of this 5090-nucleotide messenger RNA. It is a transcript of the gene MAN1A2, whose product is annotated as mannosidase alpha class 1A member 2. Gene Ontology annotation, molecular function: calcium ion binding; mannosyl-oligosaccharide 1,2-alpha-mannosidase activity. The transcript has 13 exons. Gene Ontology annotation, cellular component: Golgi membrane; extracellular exosome; endoplasmic reticulum. The record is from RefSeq and is a predicted model, not a curated record. The coding region runs from base 37 to 1962 and encodes 641 amino acids. Gene Ontology annotation, biological process: carbohydrate metabolic process; mannose trimming involved in glycoprotein ERAD pathway. NCBI's taxonomy places the organism in Eukaryota, Metazoa, Chordata, Mammalia, Carnivora, Ursidae.
GAACUUUAUAAAAUAUUCUGUCCAAGAGCGUAAACGAUGACUACCCCGGCCCUGCUGCCCUUAUCUGGACGAAGGAUACCACCUCUGAACCUGGGGCCGCCUUCCUUCCCACAUCACAGGGCUACCUUGAGACUUUCCGAGAAGUUUAUCCUCCUCCUUAUUCUAAGUGCCUUCAUCACCCUGUGUUUUGGGGCAUUCUUCUUCCUUCCAGACUCUUCAAAACACAAACGCUUUGAUCUGGGUUUGGAAGAUGUGUUAAUUCCUCAUGUAGAUGCCAGCAAAGGGGCUAAAAACCCUGGAGUCUUCCUGAUCCAUGGACCUGAUGAACAUAGACACAGGGAAGAAGAGGAACGUUUGAGAAAUAAAAUUCGAGCUGAUCACGAGAAGGCCCUGGAAGAAGCAAAAGAAAAAUUAAAAAAAUCGAGAGAGGAAAUUCGAGCAGAAAUUCAGACAGAGAAAAAUAAGGUAGUCCAAGAGAUGAAGACAAAAGAGAAGAAGCCACUGCCUCCAGUCCCUAUACCAAAUCUAAUAGGAAUAAAUGGUGGAGACCCAGAAGAUAAUGACAUAAGAAAGAAAAGGGAAAAAAUUAAAGAGAUGAUGAAACAUGCCUGGGAUAAUUAUAGGAUAUAUGGAUGGGGACAUAAUGAACUCAGACCUAUUGCAAGGAAAGGACACUCCACCAAUAUAUUUGGAAGUUCACAAAUGGGUGCUACCAUAGUAGAUGCUUUGGAUACCCUUUAUAUCAUGGGACUUCAUGAUGAAUUCCGAGAUGGGCAAAAAUGGAUUGAAGACAACCUUGACUUCAGUGUGAAUUCAGAGGUGUCUGUGUUUGAAGUCAACAUUCGAUUUAUUGGAGGCCUGCUUGCAGCUUAUUACCUUUCAGGAGAAGAGAUAUUCAAGGUUAAAGCAGUUCAGCUGGCUGAGAAACUCCUUCCUGCCUUUAACACGCCUACUGGGAUUCCUUGGGCAAUGGUGAAUCUGAAAAGUGGAGUAGGGCGAAACUGGGGCUGGGCAUCUGCAGGUAGCAGCAUUCUUGCUGAAUUUGGUACACUGCAUAUGGAGUUUGUCCACCUCAGCUACUUGACAGGGGACCCAGUUUACUACAAAAAGGUAAUGCACAUUAGGAAACUACUUCAGAAGAUGGAUCGUCCAAAUGGUCUUUAUCCAAAUUAUUUGAACCCAAGAACAGGUCGCUGGGGUCAGUACCAUACAUCAGUUGGCGGGCUGGGAGACAGUUUUUAUGAAUACCUACUAAAAGCAUGGUUGAUGUCAGAUAAAACAGACCACGAGGCGAGAAAAAUGUAUGAUGAUGCUAUUGAGGCUAUAGAAAAACAUCUUAUUAAGAAGUCCCGAGGAGGUCUCACCUUUAUUGGAGAAUGGAAAAACGGGCACUUGGAAAAGAAGAUGGGGCAUUUGGCCUGUUUUGCUGGGGGAAUGUUUGCCCUGGGAGCAGAUGGUUCCAGAAUGGAUAAAGCUGGUCAUUAUUUAGAGCUAGGGGCAGAAAUUGCACGUACAUGUCAUGAGUCAUAUGACAGAACUGCAUUAAAGCUGGGUCCUGAAUCAUUCAAGUUUGAUGGUGCAGUAGAGGCUGUGGCAGUCCGGCAGGCUGAAAAGUAUUACAUCCUCCGUCCAGAAGUAAUUGAAACCUAUUGGUACCUAUGGCGAUUCACUCACGAUCCAAGAUAUAGGCAGUGGGGCUGGGAAGCAGCACUGGCUAUUGAAAAGUCUUGCCGAGUCAGUGGUGGAUUUUCUGGGGUGAAGGACGUGUACUCUUCUACUCCUACGCAUGAUGAUGUACAGCAGAGCUUCUUUCUUGCUGAGACGUUAAAAUAUUUGUAUCUGCUGUUCUCCAGUGAUGACCUUUUACCUUUAGACCACUGGGUAUUCAACACAGAGGCUCAUCCCCUGCCCGUGUUACAUUUAGCCAACACCACACUUUCAGGAAAUCCUGCUGUUCGAUGAAAGCAGCUCCAGAAAGACCAUUCUCACCUGUGUUUUGUUUACAUGGACCACUACAGAAAUUAGUCUGGAGAGGGGGCUUUGGGAAACCUGGACCUCAUAAGUCACCAUGGCAGGGUGACACAUGACUGUGCCCCACAGGACUUUUCAACUUGUAGAUAUCUCAACUUUGAAAUGAUUCCAUUUUAUACCUGACCAAAACAUAUUCUGGUAUGUGUAAGACAAAGACCUGGUAUGCUUGGAUUCCUAAAGAGAUGGUCACAUGGGAAAUUUUGCCUGCUACUACUAUAUUGUUUUUAGAGUCCUGGAAUCUGGAGUCUAGACCGUCUAAGAAUAAGCCAAGAAUGUGGAGCACCUUGUGGGAGUGAGAGAUGGCCUUUGGAACCAGUUAUUUAUGCGUUCCUUCCAAAGCGGAGCAGCUUUCAAAUCAAAUAUUUGCUUAUCGUUUCUCCCCCUUCUCUCCAUUUUUAAUAAUGGAAGGAACUAAAACAAUAAAAGAACAAUGGAACUGCAUCAAGAGUGAUGAAGACUGGAAAAAGAAACCCAAGUACCCGUCCCUGUCUCAGUUUUCAGGUUCCCCAUUGGACAACCAGACUGGCAACGGUUUCAGAUCCCAGUGUAUUCCAUUGAAAUUUCUUGGUUAAAUUUUAUUUUCUCUGGGGGCACGAUCUCACAAAGAGUACUCUUCAAGUCUUUGUCUCCAUGGAAUCAUUGAAACUGCUAUUUAUCAUAGCCACUACUCACGAGCCUGGGUUUGGGAUUUUGUGCAUGUUGAUCAGUUCUAGUGUUUGUAGCAUGACCAAAAGUGGGGGAAAUGCUGCAGUUUGUCGCCUUGAAACCUGUUCUAAGAGAAAGCCUUGGUUUUGUUGGGAGGAGAUUUUUUUUUUUUUUCCAAACCAAAUCUACCAAGUGAAUUUUAUCCACUUUAACCUUGUUAUAAAUUUAGUAAAAUCUCUCAACUUACAACUUUAUGUAGCUUGGCAAAAUUCACUAUACUAUUAUGCAGCUCUGAAUUUACCCAAAUUUCUCUUACAACCUAUUAGAAAACAAAAUACAGUGAAACGUUCUUAAACAUUCUAUCUGGAAUGGGAACAGGGGAUCCUUUAUUUAUUAUCUCAUCAGAUGAGUGAGCUUUUCACAGAUAUUUUAUGUAAAAAAUAAAAUUCAGCUUUUAUUUUCUGCAAGGAUAUUUAUAGAAAUCCAAAGAACACCUUCAAAAUAAUUUUUAGCAAAGAAAAAAAAUGGGGUAUAAUUAAUUAUAUUAACUAAAUUUGGGGCAUAUCUAAAGGAGUUUCUCUUACCAUCAGUAGAUUUUGCAGUAAUAUUUAUUUUUAAAGAAAGUACUAUUUCUUUAUAUUUGAGGGGAAGAAAUUAAAUUUUAUCAAGAACUGUAUUGUAAGAUAAAUAUGCUUAUGAAUUUUCUGUCCCUUGAACUUAUGUCACAGUGCAAGACACUUUUUCUUCUUUACAUUUAAUACAAACAGCUUCCAUUGAUAAUAGAAGUUGGGAGCAUAUAAUUAGUCUAAUAUUUACGCUGACUGAAGAUUUCAUGAAACAGUGUUUGGGGAAGAAGCCCACCUUGGCAUUCUGAAGGCAUAUUUUCUUGUUUUGAUAGCUUUUCUGUUUAACCUUUUAGCAUGUAGUAGAUUUAAAUUGGAGAAAAGAUUUAAUAAAUUAAUAGAAUUAAGUGUUUUCUAAGGGCAAUCACCUUAUGCCACCAAGAGUCAGACAGUCCUCACAAUUAGUAAAUGAUCCGUAAGAGAUAACUACCCCCAGUGUUUUCAGUAUGCCUAGAAAGUAAGGAUGUGGAGCCAGUGCAUUAUUUCAGUUUUUAAGAGAGUUAAAUUUUAGCACACAUUUUGAAAUUGUAAUAUCUUUUACUACUUGAAAAAUUAAAAUUUUUAAAUGAGAAGGGUAGAUGACUAACUUGAGAAAGGGAGAGUAUUUUGUUCUCAAAAACGUGUUAGCCUUCCUCCUAAAAAUAGCACAAGCCAACUUAUGAGUCACUAAAGAGUGAACAGCUUGAGGUAGCAAAGGGCCGCUGGGCAGCCGGCAGUGAGCCCGCUUGCACUUUGUUCAGAAGAGUGCAGAGUGAAGGGGCCUUCUUGGUCUCCCAGGAGUCUCUCAAGGAAAGAGAAGACAGAGUCCCCACCCGCAAGUGCUCGGUUUCUAUUUCUGGGCUGACUGGGGCUUAAGAGGAGGCAGAGAGGUGCCGGAGCAUGGCCAGUUCUCACUCAAGUUCAGAAUCUGAGAGGGGCAGCUGAAGGGUCUUCACUACCCACUCCCUUCCCUGUGAUGAGAGAAGACUAGCGCUUAUCGCAAUGCUUCCAUUGUUUUUUUUUCUCUGAAUACCAAAGGAAAUUAAAGUCAGCUACAAAUGAAUUGCCAGUGUCAUGUUUUUGUUUUUGUUUUUUUUUUACAGAUUUUUAAAAUUAUUUCCUCCAGAAUCAGUCCUUAACCCGCAUUCUGCUUAGCUUCCCAGAGUAUUUACUUUCUUCUGUCCCUUACCGUCCUUCGCAUUCUGUAGACCUAUUACUCAGGUUAAAAUACUCAUUACACGUAUAAGACCUUCGCAAAGAGCCUAGAGGUGCUCCUUUCCAGGUACCUCUUCACAGAGCUGACACCUCACUUUGUGCCUUUGGCACAAAUGUGCUGAGUAGAGAGAUCUGUUGGUACAUAAAAAUAGAGACGUUGAACACCCCUCUACCUUCUACAUUUCUCUUUUAGAAUUACACUUUUUUUUGAAACCGGUCUGAAGUUGUUAAAGCCAAGCGAAUGCGACCCUAACCAAAAAGUCACCUCUGCAGAAAAACAAGACCCCAGGGUUCUUGCUUUCUGGUGGGUUGCACGUAUGUGCUGUUUCGUGUCUGACACCCACUUACACCUGUCUUUGAGCAGAUGCUUAUAUGUAAGAGCGAAGCCUGGAUAUUGGAGGAAUGUGUUCCUUUUGUGGAAUGUUGACCCCGAUUCCCUGUGACGUCAGCUGAGGCACCCCCGGUCUGCCCUUGGUGGAUCUUAACCAAGCAGCUUGGAACUGUGACCAUCGGCUUCUCAUCUCCACUCUCCUUUGCCAAAGUCUUUGUCCAAGCUACAGAGUUGUUGAUAAAAGAUUGUGCUUGCCAUUCUCGUUA